Messenger RNA from Monopterus albus (swamp eel), 4083 nucleotides. RefSeq names its product MLLT1 super elongation complex subunit a (gene mllt1a). The record is from RefSeq and is a predicted model, not a curated record. Gene Ontology annotation, cellular component: transcription elongation factor complex. Gene Ontology annotation, molecular function: chromatin binding. Gene Ontology annotation, biological process: positive regulation of DNA-templated transcription. The coding region runs from base 267 to 2045 and encodes 592 amino acids. Lineage: Eukaryota; Metazoa; Chordata; Actinopteri; Synbranchiformes; Synbranchidae. The transcript has 14 exons.
CUUUAGUUGUAUUUGCAGCUCGGGCACUCUCCCGCCUCUCAAGUGUUUUUAUUGGUUCAUUUUAAGCAUUCUUAAAAUUCCAGCUCUCUGAUUGGUUGAGAGAGCUUUCUGUUUUGGUCGCCUGCCAGCAGCCGUCUGGAAGGGGAGGGGGGCUGUCUGCCUUCCGCUUCUGGGCUGGAUUGACACACAAUGAGGAGCAGAGGUUGGGCAGACGGUCCGCAGACGCCGCUGUAAAUAAAUACAACAAUCACUGAAGCCAGAGAAACAUGGAGAAUCAGUGCACAGUGCAGGUGAAGCUGGAGUUGGGCCACAGAGCCCAGCUAAGGAAGAAAGUGACAUCAGAAGGCUUCACCCAUGACUGGAUGGUGUUUGUCCGAGGGCCAGAGACCGGUGACAUCCAGCACUUUGUGGAGAAGGUUGUCUUCCGCCUGCACGAGAGCUUCCCCAAACCUAAAAGAGUAUGCAAGGAGCCGCCAUACAAAGUGGAGGAGUCGGGCUACGCAGGCUUCCUCAUGCCUAUUGAGGUGUACUUCAAAAACAAGGUCAGCCCAAAAAAGGUGUGUUUCAACUAUGACCUGUUCCUUAACUUGGAGGGCAACCCCCCGGUCAACCACCUGCGUUGUGAGAAGCAGCUGUUUGCCCCUACAGCCCUAGCUAUGAGCACUGGUGAAUUCACUCUGGUGUUGGUGGUUCCAGAAGGGGCUGAAGCUGUUUCCAGGCCUAGUCCAGACUACCCGAUUCUCCCCACCAUUCCCCUUUCUGCCUUCUCAGACCCCAAGAAGACCAAGACUUCUCAUGUGUCAAAAGUACCCAGCAAAGAUGGAAGUGGUGGCAGCAGCAAAGGACCCAAACCUCACAAGGUGACCAAGGAGCAUCGUGAACGGCCCCGAAAGGACUCUGAGAGCAAAGCCACAUCAAAAGGAGACAAUGACAGAGAUGGAAGCAGCAAGAGUGGCCGCGAGCCUUCCUCUUCCUCGUCUUCAUCUUCAAAAAAGCCGUCAGAGAUCAAAGUGAAGGAUGAAGUAAAAGUCCUACCUAAGGCUGCCUUCAAGGAGCCUAAACUCACCCUGAAGGAAUCCAAGAUGGAAGGCAUGUCCCCAAAAGGAGGGGGGGUUGGGAGUGGUGGGGGUGGAGGAGGAGGAGGUGGGGGAGGCCCGGCAGAGUCCAAAGCUUCAGGGAAACGACCGUCCACAGUGGAGUCUCCCAAACCCAGUGCUAAGAAGCAAAAGAAGGGCAGCUCAGAGGGGCCGAAGGGGCCAGCCAGUGGGGCCUUCACAGGAGCUUCUCCUCGCGUCUCCUCGUCGUCUGCAGCCAGCCAGCCCUACACAGAAAAGAAACCUUCUAAGGAAAAAGGUCGCUGGCCCAAAGGAAAAAAUGACACACAGGAGCUGAAGGAACCCAAGAAGCUUCCAGAGUCAGAGGAGUCGAAUUCAGAGGAUGAAGCAUCUUCAAAGUCAGAGCAGUCGGUGCCUUCCAGUCCUUCCAACUCCAGUUCCAGUUCUGACUCGAGUUCAGACUCAGAUUUUGAGCCAGGACAGAAACAAGGGCAAGGGCCUCUACGAUCCAUGGUGGAGGAGAUCCAGUCAGAAGAGUCAGACGACGAUGACAGCAGCUCAGAGGAGGAGACACCCAUCAAGACCAACCCCCCCAACCGUGACUCUCGACUCAGCCUGGACAGUGAGAGCGACAGCAGUGACGGCUCACACCGCCCCAGUCGAGACCCCGCUCCGCCCCCUCAGAAACACAGCUCCUCCAAUAACAAAGUGUCGGGAAGAAAGAGUCCAGAUUCCACGUUUCGCUCAGAAAAGGUGUUGAAGAAGGGAUACGACAAGGUAGGAAGGACCAUAAUGACCAGUGAAUUGAUCCAGCUCCAUCGCAGACUGAUGGCUUUAAGAGAACGUAAUGUCCUACAGCAGAUUGUCAACCUAAUUGAGGAGACGGGCCAUUUUAAUGUGACCAACACCACUUUUGACUUUGACCUCUUUUCACUGGAUGAGUCCACUGUCCGCAAACUACAGAGCUACCUGGAGGCGACAGCCACGUGACAGGAAGUGGAAAUUAGCUUGUGGAUGGCAGCGGAGGUAGACUCGUCACCACACCUCCUUUUCAAAAAAGGCGACGUGCAGCCACGUGUCGCAGCCUUCCCACAUGCCUGACUGAACAAUCGAACAAUUACCACACAAACAGAAACACAUGAACAAACACAAGCACAGGCGAAGAUACACACCACUUUCACGUGAUGCUGGAGGAGGCGUGGAAGGGAGCGCCGGAGGAGCUGAACUCAGUCUACAGUCAGGAUUUUCACUACACAUCUUUUUUUUCUUUUUUUUUGAGUCUGUGCAGAGCAGCAGAUUGCACCCCACACCCCCUCCUCCACUCAUAUCACUCUUGCCUUUGCAAAACCCAGUAUCUCCCCUCCUCCUCCUUCCUCCCCUUCACACGCACACUUCUUUCUCAGCAGAACACUCCAGUUCCCUUCCCCCUGCUGUCAGCUGGAGCUCAUUUCUCUCCGAGACACUCUUGAGUCAUGUGUGUGCGUGUGCGCGGGCGUGUGCGUGUGUGCAUGCGAGCACUGCUGAGGUUUAAGAGGAGAUGUAUUUGUGGUUACUGACUUGUCUUUGUUUGUGGAGUUCGAGCACAAACAGCCGGUUUCCCUCUUUUCUCGAAGACACACACCAAAUGAAUACCGAUUCUGGUAACACUUUACUGUAACCCCAGAGUGACAUUUAUAAACAUAUAAACACUGAAUAAAUGGAUUAUAACACACUAUAAUGUAGUUGUAAGUAGCUUUAGGUAUUUAUUAAUGUACUGUAUUGGUCUGAACAUUAGAGGAGAUGCAGCACAUGUUCUCACACUAGUCCUGAUGGGAACGAGUGGCCUUAUCCUUGAAUCCUUUUCUUUUAAAAAGGGGAAUCCUGAAAUAAUGCCAUUAAAACUGGACCCCACUUUUAAGUAGCUUGUUUGUCAGUCACUGUUUUACACUCUUGCAUCAGGGCCUUGAAAACAGGUAGAGUAAUUUGUCUUUCUGAGUUUAUCAUCUGUGCUUGUACUGCUUAUAAUACUUGGCUGCUUGGCAGGAGCUGAUGUUACUGUGGUACUCUCUCCAUCUACAUGAAAUAUCUGAUGUUAUGAAUAUAGAAGAGGAUUAGGGCCACUGUACAAAUUUUGAAUUCUGACUUUUUUCUCAGAAUUCUGACUUUAAAGUCAAAAUUCUGAAGAGAAAAAGUCACAACUCUGACUUUGUACAGUGGCCUUAAUCCUCUUCCGUAUAUGAACGCUUAGCAGCCCUCAAAUGUAAGACAACCUCCACUUUUUAAAUGUAAUUUUCAAGAAAAAUACAAUCUUAUAGUCAAGUACGGUAUUUGCCAACAACCCCUCACCUCUGGUGUGCGCACACCGGGUCGAGGCUGUGUAGAAGCAUAUAACAAAUGAUAGUAUUGAUGAAACGGUUAAUUAUUAGCUCUGCAACUGUCAGCCAUUUCCAUUGUUGAUUAAUAUGCUUAUUUUCAACGAAUUUAUUAGUUCAGUCUCUUAAACGGUUAAAAAUUUCAGAGAGCCCAAAGUUACAGUAUGUCUUCAAACAAUCAAAAACUCGAAAGAUAUUUAGUUUACAAUAAUGUAAUAUUAACAGAAUGGUCAAAUAUUCACACUGGGGAUGCUAUGAUUGUUUAAAUAACUGAUGAUUAUCCAUAUAGCUGCUGAUUCAUUUUCUGUCUGGUGACUAAUCAUUGCAGUGCUAAUAAUAAUAUGCAAUAUGUCUUGAUGGAAGAAAUGAAAAUUGUUGACAGAUGCUGUACAUUAAUAAGAUGACCUUCUAACUGGAAACAACUACAUUAUGGUGUGUUUAUAAGUCCUUAUGAGUCCUUUCGGUGCUAAGUGACGGUGGUGGGGGCAAAGUAGAGUGGUUCCCAGAUUCAGGCCUGUUUGACUCCUUGCACCUCACACUGUACUUGACGACACUGAGACAUGUAUGUGUGUGUGAGACUGUUCCAGAUGAGGUUUCUCUGCACAUCUGAAAGCAUAUGUUCUCUUGAGUUCCCUCACUACUUCCUUACACUGAAAGUUGAGCCUUGACCUCCUCGC